UGAAGCCAUUGAUAAGCUUUCUUAUCAUUUGUAGAUUUGAGGAUGGUCUAUUUUGGGGGGGCAAGGUUGAUGACUUACAUUAGUCUUGGGUAAUAGAGUAGAUAGCUGCAGAUUCACAAUAUUAAAUUGGAUAACAAGAUUAGUAGUUUAAAAUGGAAGAGGACAAAGAAGAAGUCAAGUCAUUCAAAGAUUUGGGAGUAUGUGACCAAUUGAUAGAGGCUUGUGAUAAUCUAGGCUGGAAACACCCAUCCAAGAUACAGGCUGAAGCUAUUCCUCAUGCACUGGAAGGAAAGGACUUGAUUGGGCUUGCACAAACAGGAUCUGGUAAAACUGGAGCUUUUGCACUCCCCAUUCUCCAAGCCCUUUUGGAAACUCCUCAAGCAUUUUUUGCUUGUGUGCUCUCCCCAACACGGGAACUUGCAAUCCAGAUUGCUGAACAGUUUGAAGCUUUAGGAUCUGGCAUCGGUGUAAAGUGUGCUGUGCUUGUUGGAGGGGUUGACAAUGUGCAACAAAGUAUUGCCCUUGGGAAGCGACCACACAUCGUUGUUGCAACUCCUGGUCGUCUUUUGGAUCAUCUAUCCAACACUAAAGGUUUUUCUCUUCGGACAUUAAAAUACUUGGUAUUGGAUGAAGCAGAUAGGUUGCUAAAUGAGGAUUUUGAGAAAGCAAUUGAUGAACUUUUGAGUGUUAUUCCUCGCGAACGAAAUACAUAUUUAUAUUCUGCUACUAUGACAAAAAAGGUAAGGAAGCUCCAGAGGGCUUGCCUGAGGAAUCCUGUGAAGAUUGAGGCUGCAUCUAAAUAUUCCACUGUUGAUUCACUGAAGCAGCAGUAUCUCUUUGUCCCUGCGAAGCACAAGAAUUGCUAUCUUGUAUAUAUUCUGACUGAGAAAUCUGGAAGUACGUCAAUGGUUUUUACUCGAACAUGUGAUUCGACAGGCCUUUUGGCUCAAAUGCUUCGAAACCUUGGUUUAAGGGCCAUCCCUAUUAGUGGUCAUAUGACCCAGGCGAAAAGACUUGGAGCCUUAAACAAGUUCAAGGCUGGAGAGUGUAAUAUCCUUGUCUGCACUGAUGUCGCCAGUAGAGGACUUGAUAUUCCAUCUGUGGAUAUGGUCAUCAAUUAUGAUAUCCCGUCAAACUCGAAGGAUUACAUACAUCGAGUGGGAAGAACCGCUCGGGCAGGACGAUCUGGGGUUGCAAUCUCGAUAGUUAGUCAGUAUGAGUUGGAGUGGUAUAUACAGAUAGAGAAGCUUAUUGGUAAGAAGUUACCCAUGUUUCCAGCCCAAGAAGAAGAAGUUCUGCUGUUGUUGGAGCGCGUCACAGAGGCCAAAAGAAUAGCGGAUAUGAAAAUUAAAGAAGCUGGUGGCAAGAAGAAAAGAAGAGGGGGAGAAGAUGAUGAAGUGGAAGGAAUUGAAAGAUAUUCACAUGGGAAGUCAUCCAAGAAGUCAAAGAAAAGAUGAUGGAAGAGAUUCUCUCUGCAAAUUUUGUUUAAUUUUGAAUAUUCUAGUGUUUUAUUCAUCUAUGGAUGUACUUUGUGUUAAUUUAUUGAUGUAGGAGAUGGAGGCAAUUUGUGAUACAUUGGGUUGGGGAGAUGUGGCAUUUAUGUGGGAAUCUUCAUUUAAGAAAUAGGUUAAAUUAUAUUUUGCACCCCUAAAAUAUUACAUGUUUUCAAUAUGCUCCUUAAACUAUUGAAUUUGUGU
Molecule: messenger RNA, 1697 nt
Organism: Camellia sinensis
Lineage: Eukaryota; Viridiplantae; Streptophyta; Magnoliopsida; Ericales; Theaceae
Source: RefSeq, a predicted model, not a curated record